This is a messenger RNA of Calypte anna (Anna's hummingbird), 2144 nucleotides long. It is a transcript of the gene BSG, whose product is annotated as basigin (Ok blood group). Gene Ontology annotation, cellular component: plasma membrane; axon. The transcript has 9 exons. The record is from RefSeq and is a predicted model, not a curated record. Gene Ontology annotation, molecular function: cell-cell adhesion mediator activity; transmembrane signaling receptor activity. Bases 57 to 1217 code for a protein of 386 amino acids. Gene Ontology annotation, biological process: homophilic cell-cell adhesion; axon guidance; cell surface receptor signaling pathway. Lineage: Eukaryota; Metazoa; Chordata; Aves; Apodiformes; Trochilidae.
UGACCCGGCGCUGCGCUUAUAGCGGGCGGAGCAGCGCGGCGGCAGCGCGGGCGGAGAUGGCGGCGAGAGCGCAGCGGUCCUGCGGCCUCUGGGCGCUGCUUCUCCUCGGCGGGAUGUCCGCCGGCGUCCUGGGGACAACUGGUUUUAUAAAGUCACCGCUGUCUCAAAGGAGACUGACUCAGGACAGCGUCGAGUUGUACUGCGAGGCGAUUGGCAAUCCCAUCCCCGAGAUCCAGUGGUGGUUUGAGGGGAACGACCCCAAUGAGACCUCUGCUCAGCUCUGGGAUGGCGCCUGGCAGGACCGCGUCAAAAUCAACGCCACCUACAACCUCCACUCUACCAGCACCAUCUCCAUCUCAAACCUCACCACCGAGGACUCGGGCAUGUACGAGUGCCGGGCCAGCAACGACCCCGACCGCAACCACUUGUCGAAGAGCCCCAAAGUCAAGUGGAUCCGUUCCCAGGCGAAUGUUUUUGUCAUCGAACGUCCAGACAUCAAAACUCAAGUGACUGCUGUUGCUGGCAAGCUGGUCCUCACCUGCAACAUGAGUGCAUCAACCACUGCCAUCGAGGGUCACGAGUGGGUGCGUGGAGAGAAGGUCCUUCACACAGACUCAGGGUCAAGUUCUGUCACCAGUUACACAAUUGAGGGGAACAUGGAGGAGCACUCCGGCCUCUACGAAUGUGUCUACAAAGGAAACCCAGUGGUAAAAGGACAAGUGAACAUUUCAGUUCCACCCCAAGUGGUGCCAUACAAGAAGUCUGAGCAUGGGAACGAGGGGGACACCGGUGUGCUGACCUGCAGGAGUCCCUCUUUCCCGCCUGUCAGCUCUUGGGUGUGGUACAAAAAUGGUCAAGAGCCCAUUGUCAAUGGUUCUGGUCGAUACAUCAUCAAGUCCAGUGGCAACAAGACAGAGCUGCGCAUCCUGAAGCUGAACAUUGAGGAGGACACAGGUGACUACCACUGCAAUGCCACCAACUCCCAGGGCUACGGCGGUGCCGUGGUGAACCUGCGUGUGCGCAGCCGCCUGGCAGCUCUCUGGCCCUUCCUGGGCAUCGUGGCAGAAGUCCUCGUUCUUGUCACCAUCAUCUUCAUCUACGAGAAGAGAAGGAAGCCAGAUGAGGUUCUUGAUGAUGAUGAUGGAGGUUCUGCACCACUGAAAAGCAAUGCCACAAACCACAAGGACAAGAACAUCCGCCAGAGAAAUGCAAACUAAGGGCAGGGGCCAGGUGAUGUGUAGAGGAAGAACUCAUCUGGAGAAUUUUAUUUUCUUCUAAAUUUUUUUUUUUUUUGGUAAAAUAGCAACAUGGAAUAUUCUAGUGUGUCCUUGUGAUUCAGUUACUUCACUCGCUAAGGAAACUUAAGUUGUAGAACCUAAAAUACACUUUUUUUAAAAAAAAAACAACAACAAAAAGUUGUGGGAGGGUUUUUCUACCUGUAAGUGUAAAUCCCUUGUUUCUGGUAGUCUUAGGUCACCGGCUGUCUCUGUCCUCAGUUUCUUCAUGGUGGUACAGAGGGGGUCAGGAGGAAUACAGCUUCUCCCUCCCUUUGGGAAGAGGAGGGUGUGCUGGGUGGGGCCACUCUGAGACUGCCCUCCCCUCUGCAUUGGGGCCACUCAAGGGGCUGUGGAUGACAAACUUGUUGCUGUGUGGGUCUGAGAGAAACUGCUUUAAGAACUGUCUGGAGGUGACCUGAUCUGACCCAGAGGGGUUUGGAAGGUGGUUCUGCAUCUUCACCAGUGCAUCACCAAAGCCACUGAGCCACUGGGGGAGUAGCCUCAGGGCUGAGCUGGGCAGGAUCCCCAUCACCUCCUGCUGCAGACACCCUCUGGAUUGGACAAGCAGAAGGCAGCAGUGGAGCUGGACACUGGGAGAAGGGUGAAUAUGUUUUUGGGUUGCUGUGUCUUUUAGUUGCUGCAGUGGGGACAGACUGGGGAGAGGGGGGGGUGGUGGGGCUGUAGUGCUGGGGGCAGUUUGACAGCGUGGUCUUGUGCUUUUGAGCCAUUGUGAUGUUUGCCUGAGAUAGGAGCCUGAGAGCAGAGGAUGCUCAGUGGAGUCUAACACCUUUGUUGCUGGGUAGCAUUGAGCUGUUCCAUCUGUUAACACACUUCAAAAAUAAAGAUUCCUCUCUUUUUUUUUUUCCA